AUGGCUGAUCAUCCCGUCCUCAUUGUCGGUGCGGGCAUCAGUGGCCUCUUGCUGGCCCAGCACCUCCACAAACUCGAGGUUCCCUACCAGAUCUUCGAACGUGAUGCAGCGAUUGAUGCUCGCAGUGGUGGCUGGGGACUGACCCUGCAUUGGGCACUGCCUGCUCUGCGAUCACUGCUGCCUGACCACCUUGUGCAACAACUCCCGGAGACAUAUGUCAACAAGGCAGCGGCUGCGCGUGGUGACACCGGUCGCUUUUCCUUCUACGACCUGAAAACCGGAUUAGCCUUGUCCAGCGUCCCGGCUGCGGAGCGCAUUCGCGUGUCCAGAGUGCGCCUCCGACAGCUGCUCGCGACGGAUCUCGAUAUCAAAUGGAAUAAAUCCCUCCAAACCAUCGAAUCCUCCGACAAUACCGUCACUGCACACUUCGAAGACAGCACCUCAUACACCGGCUGUCUGUUGAUCGGCUGCGAUGGAUCGGUAUCACCGACCCGCAAGAUCUUGUACCCGGACGGCCAUGCGAUGAAUCCACUUCCUAUCCAGCUGCUCGGCGGGGCAACCCUAUAUACGGCCGAGGAGAUGGCAGGUGCAGCGGAAAUCGAUCCCUUCAUCUUCCAGGGCUCGCAUCCGGACUCCAACAUCUUCCUAUUCCAUAGCAUCCUCGACACCCCAAACAACUUCGAAGACAGCAGCAAAGACAAAUACCUCUGCCAGGUCAUCAUCUCGUGGGCCGAUUCCAAGAACAUCCCCGUCCCUAGAGACAACAGCGAGCGCAUCGCCCUGAUGAAGUCCCUGACCAAGGACUGGGCCGAGCCAUUCAGGACCUUAGUCCAUCGCUUGCCCGACGACACAGAGGUGCGGUCCAUUCGCACCGCGGACUUUAUGUUCCGACCGCAGCAGAAUACCACACACCCGCGGGUGGUGCUCAUGGGUGAUUCGGCACACACCAUGACCAUGUACCGCGGAGAAGGAGCCAACAACGCCAUCGUGGAUGUUUUCGAUCUCACAAAGCGGGUGGAUAUGCAGUCUCUAGGAUCCAUGACUACAGAAACCCUCCGAGAAUGCCUAAGCGCCUACGAAAACGACGUCUAUAUGCGCGCAGAGCCCAGCGUCUUGAAUUCGCGACAGGCAUGUUUUGACGCCCAUGACUUUUCUGCCAUUCUAAAGGGCAGUCCAUUGGUGUCGGCUCGGUUGCUCAAAGAACAGGAGAAUUAG
This is a messenger RNA of Aspergillus sclerotioniger CBS 115572, 1215 nucleotides long. Its product is annotated as FAD-dependent oxidoreductase. The transcript is spliced from 5 exons. The record is from RefSeq and is a predicted model, not a curated record. Lineage: Eukaryota; Fungi; Ascomycota; Eurotiomycetes; Eurotiales; Aspergillaceae. Bases 1 to 1215 code for a protein of 404 amino acids. Gene Ontology annotation, molecular function: FAD binding.